AUGGUGGCCAGCUUGUCUGCACUGCUUCCACACCCGCACCAGCCUGUUCUUGGGGGGAUUGGCGCAGACCAAGAUUGGCUGGAUAGUGAUCUGCGCCAACUUUUGCAGGAUCCCAAGCUCCCACCUAAAUGGCGGGCGCAAUUUGUGCAGAUUCCAGUCUGGGGCAAAGCGAUUGACGCUGGACCCAUUCAAGCGAUCGAUAUCUACACUGAUGGAUCUGCUGACGGAGAAGUUGCCUCCACACUGACUGCGCCCUGUGCUUGGGCAUUUUCCGUAUGGGCUGUCACUGCCAAAGGCAGAUUCCUCAUUGGAUGGGCCGCGCAUUCGGCCGUCCCGCCUGACACUCCUUACUGGGUUGGCGAGACACAUGAGGAUGCUGUCGAAGGCGAAACCUUGGCCCUAGUUUGGGCCCUGACCUGGAUUCUGGAAUGGGGUCGCCGUUUCAAAGUGCCCAUGACACUACGCUAUGAUGCCAUCGCCGUCGGGGCAGGAGUCUUCGGUGCACAGCGGCCUCCUCAGCGCAGCGGCGCUACUGCGCCAAGCCCGCUCGUUGAGCUUGCGGUUGCGCUCCGGCAGCGGGCCACUGUCUGGUGCCAUCUACAGCAUGCGCAUGUAGCAGGACACUCGGGGGCCAUCGGCAAUGAGCUUUGCGAUCAGUUGGCCAAAUGGGCUAGGCGACAACAUGAAAGCCCUUACGACCGAUUGCUGCCCGCGUGGCCCGCCCGUCUGUUAACACACCCACUCCACGGCUGGUCUUGGUUGGCCCAUGUUUCUAGCUCGCAGUUGCCGGCUCUUUCUGCUCUGGAGGCGGAGGCACACCGGCUACAGGCCCAGCCACAGCACACUACUGUGGCUCCGUCCAUGGGCACCAAACAGGUCAGUCUUCCGGAAGCUGAGCUUGCCUUCGAUUUCACUGUGGUCUCCUAUAAUGUGCUUACUUUGUUUGACCCUGGUGUUGCCCAUGGGCGCAAGGUUCGCGCUGGGUCCUUCGGGAUGCAGAUCGCUGGUAAACGGGCCCUCCUAAAGACCCAGAUGAUGAAGUGCAAGGUAUGGGCUUUGGGCCUCCAAGAAACCCGACUCCCCACCAAUGCUCUGCUUCCGGAUUCUGAUCUACUCAUGCUCAAUGCGGCGGCUGAUGAUUCUGGCAGCUACGGUUGUUCACUGUGGCUCAACCUCAGCAUUCCCAUCGCUAGCAUUCGAGGCAAGCCCAAAUGUGUGCAUAGAGAUGACAUUGUCGUCACAGGAUACUCGCCGAGGCACCUUCAGGUUCAGGUUUGCACGGCCUGGUGUCGCAUAACCAUCCUGGUUGCCCAUGGGCCCCGGCUGGUCGGCGAUGAUGCACAGCAGGCCCGUGAUUUCUGGGCGCAUAGGCAGGCAGAGCUUCAGAAAAGGCCGGAAGGCUCGUCCAUCAUCGUGCUAGCAGAUGCUAACGGCAGACUCGGCGAGGUUGAGACAGAUGCGGUUGGCAAUCAUGCCUUGGAGCCCGAAGGAGCGGCAGGUGCGGUUUUUCACGACUUUCUCCUUCAGAUUGGGUGUUGCGUCCCUUCCACCUUCAAGGCCUUUCAUGAAGGGUCCUCCUGGACUUGGAUGGGCCCUGCCGCUUUUGGAGACGGGUCUCAAAGGAGGAUUGACUAUAUCGCAGUGCCACAGGAUUGGAAGCGCUUCGAUCUCCGCUCCUGGGUGUGGGAACAGCUCGAAUCCAUGCAGUCUGGUCACUUCCUGCAAUGGUUACGGGGAACCACCAGCAUCCCCUGGGAGUGUGAUCCGGAUUCACACUUCGCUUCCCUCGUGCCGGGCCUCACUCAGGCCUGCGCAGAGCUUGUUCCAGAGACCGCCCUUCCUACCACCCAGGCCCAUCUCAGUCCCGACACAUUGGCCUUGGUACGGGAACGUGCGCAGUUAAGGGGGUACCUGCGGUGUGAAAACCGUGAGUUGCGCCGCCGGCGUUUGCUCAUUGGGUUUGCAGCCUUCAUUGCUGGCACCCGCCAGCAGCCUGUUACUGCCCAUGCCGCGCGCACUGCACAAGCCUGGAUCCGUCAAAUUGACCACAGCAUUGCAGCCGCGGUUGCACGGUUGAAUGCUCUCACCAUCGACCUUCGCCGGGCCCUCAAGCUUGAUCGCGCAGUCUACCUGCACUCCUUGGUGCAGGAGGUUCAGCUUCAGGAGGAUGGUACCUUUGCCCAGACACCAGAGGACAGGCAGGAGCGCUGGCGGUUACACUUCGCCCAACAGGAAGCCGGACGCGCUGUCACGGCUGAGGAGUAUAUUGAUGCUUUCAGUCGGCCUGACAUUCCUGUUCUGCCCAAUGGUCCCGUCUUUGACCCGGCUUGCCUGCCCACCCUGGGGGACAUUGAACGCCAGAUCACAGCCCCCAGCUUUGACAAAGCUGCGGGUGCAGAUGGUCUGACAGCUGAAAUUUACCGUGUCUCUCCACCAGGAACCGCCGUGUGCAUGAUGCCUCUUUUCUUGAAGACGGCUUUGCAGGUGCGUGAGCCGGUCGAAUGGCGCGGCGGCUGCUUAGUUGCCUUGGCUAAGAAGGCAGCGGCAGCACUGCUGUGCGACAACUUCCGCUCCAUCUUGAUGGCAAGCAGGACGGGGAAACUGUACCACCGCGUCGUUCGGACCAAACUCGCCCCGCACCUCGAGGCCUUCAAGGGGCCUUUGCAGGCGGGUACCUCCCGUGGUGUCGGAGUGGACACCGUUGCACUGAUGGUCCGGUCCUUUAUGGGGCUUUUUGUGCGCAGGUCCUGUACUGCGGCUGUCACUUUCUACGACAUCCGCGCGGCCUACUACCGGAUGGUGCGACACACGCUUGUCCCCACGUUGCGGGAUGACCGGCCUUUGCUGGCACUCAUUCACCAGUUGGGUUUGCCUCCGGCUGCAGUCAAUGAGUUGCAUCAACACCUCACUAACCUUGCCCUGCUGCCAGCUGCUGGUGUUGGCGAGCAUGCCACGGCCCUUGUGGCUGACCUCUUUAGAGGCACGUGGUUUAGGUUAGACAAAUCGGUUGUGCUGACGGCCACCUCGCGGGGCAGCCGCCUCGGUGACCCAUUAGCCGAUUUGCUAUUUGGUUUCAGCUUGGCCGGAUAUCUGGCAGCCGUUGACGAAGCGCUUGAGAGACGACAUCUGACCACACACCUCCCGGCGUGUGCCAGUCCGAUGGAUUGGUAUGACAUUCCUGCGGAUGACAGUGCCAAUCACGUCUCCUGGGCCGAUGACUUUGCACACCUGCAGUCUGCGGUAUCGGAGGUAGCCUUGCAUCAAGCCGUUCGGACUGCUGCUACUAUUCACUUGGAGUUGGCCACUGCAGUUGGAGUUGAACUCACCUUUGCCGUUGACAAGUCAGCUGUCCUCCUGCCUAGCAUGUGUGUGCCUGUUGUCGACCAACAUGCUAGCCUCAACCCCAAAGGCUUGCCGGGAUAUGUCCUCUCCGACGCUGUGUCGGGACGGGAACAUUUCCUUCCGGUUGUUGAUGUCUACCGGCAUUUGGGAGGCAUCGUGACUGCGAACUGCGCCUCCACUACGGAGAUUGCCUUUCGAUACUCGCAGGCCCGAUCCGUCAUGAAGCCUCUCCGCAAACAGCUGUUUGCCAAUGCCAGUGUCCCCUUGACGAUCCGUAUUCAUCUCCUUCGCUCUCUCGUGCUCUCCCGCUUUGUUUUCUCAUGUGCUAUCACCGACAUGACAUGUGCCGUGCAUCGGCGUACCUGGUGCAAGCACUACGUUGGCCUGUGGCGUGCCCUCAUCCGUCGCAAAACUAAAGAGGAGCACCUACAUAGUUAUCGGGUCCUGCUCACAGCCGGAGCUACCUCCCCGCUCCUUGCUCUAGCGCUUGCCCGAGCCGUCUUCUUGCGCAGGCUUUUUUCUACUGGACCAGCCCUCCUGUUGCACAUGCUCUGUGUACAUUGGCAACUCAAGCCUGCACAGUCUUGGAUUGCUAUGCUGGAACUGGACCUGCGCGCAGUUGCGGUGUACAAUGGAGCUGCCAGGACAUUGUUGGCGGCGCCUUGCCCGGUCUCGAGCCUGCUCGAGGCAGUCCGUGAAGAUGGAGCAUGGUGGCCAGCACAGGUCCGCUCGGCCGUCAAAGGGUUUGGACUUGACCUUAAGGAGUGGGACCGUCAGACACCGGACACUUGUGCACAAGCAGAGCCACCUGUGGCUGACUUGCCCUUUCGUUGCCGCUGGUGCACUGCUGCUUUUCGACUUCACAAGCAUGUCGCUGUACAUGAAGCCCGUGCGCAUGGCUCGCUCUCGCCUUCUCGGCACUUUGCGCCGGUUCCCUACUGCCUUGCUUGCCACAAGUGGUUGCAUUCGGUAGUGCGCGUGCAGUACCACCUUCGACAGCACCAUGUCUGCCUCUUACGCUGUGCCCAGGUGUUGCCGCCCCUCACACUGGGCGAGGUGCACGAGGCUGAGGCGGAGGACAAAGCACAGGAGAAGGCGCGCCGUAGAGGCGCGUGGCAGGCGCAUGUUGCUGCGCGUCCACCGCUGACCUUCUUCGGGCCCCGGGCACCCACUGCAGCGGAGGCGCUAGAUGGGCUUGAUGAAGAUGAACUCACCAUGCAUCGCCUACAGACCGUUUUUCGGCCCUCGCCGGCAGUCCUCUCUUGGAUCCAAGGUACCUGCGAGAGAAAGUCCACCGAAGGCCCGCGUUCUGGCACGCAGGAGUUCUGGCUGCGGCGGCCAGCCCACCCGUUUCACAACUCGAAUUCAUUUGCGUAG
This is a messenger RNA of Symbiodinium sp. CCMP2592, 4719 nucleotides long. Lineage: Eukaryota; Dinophyceae; Suessiales; Symbiodiniaceae. The record is from the annotation of a GenBank genome assembly.